UUGGCCAGGCUCCUCAUAAACCGGCUCCGAUUUCAGUUCGUCAACUCACCUAAAAUGGCGUCGAGUAACGCUCCAUCACGGCCUCAGAGGAGGGGAAGUCUAACCUUCAGACCUCCUGACAUGAGGAUUAUGCUGCUGGGGAAGAACAGCCAGGAGAUCAGAAGAGUGGAACAUUUCAUCCUGAGAAGAGACGUGUUUGAUGCUGAAGCUCCUCUUAGUUCAGCAGAGCAGUACAGUGAGAAAGCCAGAGAAAAAGCGGAAGGAAGAGACAUCACACUCAUCAACACACCUCAGCUGUUUGAUACUGAACUCUCUGAUGAGGAGCUGAGUGAGAGAGUGAAAGAGUGCAUGACUCUUUGUGCUCCUGGACCUCACGUUAUAAUGCUGGUACAGCCAGGAAACUUCACUGAGGCAGACAGAAACCGACUGAAUCACAUCUUCAAAUCUUCAUCUGAUGACGCCCUUAAAUACACCAUGGUACUGACAACACAAAAGCCACAGUCAGGCAGCAGUGUAGAUCCAGGUGAAGAGAGCGUCUCUGAGGAGAAUAUUAUAGAAAGGAUUAAGUGGUAUUUUGACCUUGAAAGUGAAAGCAGUCAUUCUGCUCUUAUGGAGAAG
This is a messenger RNA of Colossoma macropomum (tambaqui), 618 nucleotides long. RefSeq names its product GTPase IMAP family member 4-like. The transcript has 3 exons. The record is from RefSeq and is a predicted model, not a curated record. NCBI's taxonomy places the organism in Eukaryota, Metazoa, Chordata, Actinopteri, Characiformes, Serrasalmidae. Gene Ontology annotation, molecular function: GTP binding. The annotation marks the transcript as partial.